This is a messenger RNA of Opisthocomus hoazin, 1439 nucleotides long. Lineage: Eukaryota; Metazoa; Chordata; Aves; Opisthocomiformes; Opisthocomidae. The record is from RefSeq and is a predicted model, not a curated record.
GCUCUCUCGCUGCGUUUCAGGGGCAACACCAGGGUGGAGGAAGCCUGCGAAAUGUACACCAGGGCUGCCAACAUGUUCAAGAUUGCCAAAAACUGGAGCGCUGCAGGGAACGCGUUUUGUCAGGCGGCCAAGCUGCACAUGCAGCUGCAGAGCAAACACGACUCAGCCACCAGCUUCGUGGAUGCCGGGAACGCCUACAAAAAAGCAGACCCACAAGAGGCCAUCAACUGCUUAAAUGCAGCUAUCGAUAUCUACACUGACAUGGGGCGAUUCACUAUCGCUGCCAAGCACCACAUCACCAUCGCGGAGAUCUACGAGGCCGAGCUGGUGGACAUUGAAAAGGCGAUUGCACACUACGAGCAGGCUGCAGACUAUUACAAAGGAGAGGAGUCAAACAGCUCAGCCAACAAGUGUCUGCUGAAGGUGGCUGCCUACGCCGCGCAGCUGGAGCAGUACCAGAAGGCGAUUGAAAUCUAUGAGCAGGUCGGAACAAACACGAUGGAUAAUCCUUUGCUCAAGUAUAGCGCGAAAGAGUAUUUCUUCAAAGCUGCUCUGUGCCACUUCAUUGUGGACGAGCUGAACGCAAAGCUUGCACUUGAGAAAUAUGAAGAAAUGUUCCCAGCGUUCACAGAUUCACGGGAGUGCAAGCUGUUGAAAAAACUGCUGGAAGCCCACGAGGAGCAAAACUGCGAGGCAUACACUGAGGCAGUUAAAGAAUUUGACUCAAUAUCGCGGUUGGAUCAGUGGCUUACAACCAUGUUGCUUCGCAUCAAAAAGUCAAUCCAAGGAGAAGGGGAUGGGGACCUGAAGUGAAUUGCACGUGGUAUUUGUGGCAUGCAGCCUAAGUAAUUUGUUCUUGUGUUACAGCCAAGGACCACUAUGGGAUACGUGGUAAAAUAUCUAGCUUUAUUUUGUUGCUCACAAAUCCGAUGACUUGUGUGUUUCUUUAGUAUCCUGCUCUUUGUCGUGACAACAUGGGUAGAUGAGAAGCGAUGCUCUGGGUAUGACUGGCAGAUCUUUCUGAGGUGAAAGAAGCACUUCUGGCAGAAAUCCCUUCUUGGUUUUGUUAGCUGUGAACCCGAAGUCUGCACUUGCAGCUACUGUUUUUUUCUCGCUGUUCUGUCUUAAGGCUCAGUACCGUUGACUCCAGCGUGUAAAUAUUUUGUCCACGCCAGUGCAGUACAAAUAAUGGCUUCUGAUCUGUUGCUGUAUUGUUACUGUUUUCCGUUUCUAAAUGGACCUCUGUCAGAUGCACUCGGAUCGUGUUUUUUUUUUUUUAAAUGAUGGAGCUUUCUCAAUGGUGCUAGUGAAAGGCUUUGUGACUCUCAUAUACAGCAUGCAUGUGUGUGUAUACGUCCUAUACAGAUACAUGUGUGCAUGUAUAAAUACAGAAUCCGUCAUGACCUAGUGCUGAAAGGGUUACACGCGCGGGGACGGGA